This is a messenger RNA of Carcharodon carcharias (great white shark), 5334 nucleotides long. RefSeq names its product transmembrane protein 209 (gene tmem209). Lineage: Eukaryota; Metazoa; Chordata; Chondrichthyes; Lamniformes; Lamnidae. The coding region runs from base 50 to 1750 and encodes 566 amino acids. The transcript is spliced from 15 exons. The record is from RefSeq and is a predicted model, not a curated record. Gene Ontology annotation, cellular component: membrane.
AUGUCAUUCUUUUUCCGGCGCGGUAGAGCGAGUAGGAGAAAAACGGUCAAUGAAAAUGAACCCAGUGGGAAAUGGGGUAGCUGGCACUGCCCUCAUCGACCGCACCAUACAGAUGAGGAAGGAGGUGCAAGCCAGGAAGGUGAUGCUGGUCUGGGGCUUGCUCAAUGUAGGACUUGCUGGGAUGGUCUAUAUGGAAAUGACAGGCAAAUUGCUGAGCAAAUUCUACAACAUCAGCUACUGGCCCCUGUGGUAUAUCGAGCUUGUGCUUGUCAUCUUGUUUUGCUUGAAUGCUCUAUUUGAUUUCUGGUGUUACUUCAGGAGUGCCGUGGUCCCAGCUAACCUGGCGAUGACCCCACAGCAACAAACCCUACUGGGAAUGAUGAACCCAGCGAUACUGACCACUCCGCAGCAGAAGCCAGCCACCACAUCCACCCCCAAGAGCUCCUCACCAGGCAUUGCACAGGGACAGAGUGUCCUGUCCUACAGCCCUCAACGCCCGCUUGGCUCCUGCCCCAAGUUCAGCCCCAGCUGUAUGACGGGAUUUAGUCCAACCAUGCAGACGCCUUCUCCGCCGGGGAGCGGAUCCUUCCCAUCUUCUGUGAUGUACUCUCCUGGCAGCAGCUUCAAUACGGGCUCCCCCUUCAGUCCUGUUCAGAAUUCGUGUUUGUACAGUAACAACGUUGGGACCACAGAGUGCUCCAGCCUGAGAGCUCGUUACCGAUCUGCCCCUUCCGUGUACAAUGCGCCCCUCACACGAGAUGAGUGCGUGACCGAUAUGAAAUCUCUGGAGAACUUCCUUCGCUCUGAAGAGGAGAAGCAUGGCCGCAGUCAGCUGGGAAGCCCCGAAUGUACAUCCAGCAGCAACAGUCCUACUUCCUUUUGGAACUAUAGCCGUACCACAGGAGACUACGCGCAGUCACUGCGCAAGUUCCAGUACCAACUCGCCAGCCGUUCCCAGGCCCCCUCGGCCCACAAGGAUGACACUGAUCUGGGCUCCAAACUGCUCGCCGAAGAGGUAUGGAUCAGGCUGAAUAUGAGUCGACAGCAGUUGGACCUUCUCGAUUCCUGGACAGCCAACCUGAGGAAUUGGAUCAACGAGACCAUUUUGAAUCGUUUGGUCAAAGAGAUUGACAGUGUGAACACACAGCUAAGGAGACUAGGGUGUCCGGAGCUGCAAGUGGGAGAGACCAGUAUCAGCAGCCUAAGGCAAGCUGCUCUAGUCCGAGCUCCCCAGAUUCCAACACUCAACAUAGUUGUCCAGUAUUUGGACAUCACUUCAAACCAAGAGUACCUGGUGGAGAGGAUCAAAGAGCUUGCCCACGGUGGUUGUAUGAGCUCCUUCCGAUGGAAUGGAGGAGGAGAGUACAAGUCCAGGAAAUGGGAUACUGACCUUCCCACAGAUUCAGCGAUUAUAAUGCAUAUGUUCUGCACAUAUCUUGACUCCAGGCUGCCUCCACACCCCAAGUACCCUGAUGGGAAAACAUUCACCUCCCAACAUUUCAUUCAAACUCCAGAUAAACCAGACACCACGAAUGAGCAUUUGUUCUGUAUACACCAAAGCAACAUCAAUCCCCCACACUACCAGCUCAUCUACCACGGGCAGACAUAUAACUUGCCAAAGGACAGGAGUAACAUGUUUCACACCAUCCUGAUGUUUUUGUACAUAAUUAAAACAAAGGAGUCGGGAAUGCUGGGGAGGGUGAAUCUGGGCUUGUCUGGAGUGAAUGUUCUGUGGAUUUUUGGAGAAUAAGGAACAAUUGCCAGGAAAUGUAACUCCACAACAUUUGUAUUUGAUUCGUGCAGAAACUGAACAGAUUCCACAUUUUAGCCCCUCAGCUCAUUCCCCCUGCCCCCUUCCCCCAAAUUCUUUUCCCUUUGAUCUUUCUCAUACAACCAGCUGACUGAGAAAUGUGGGACUCUGGAACAGAAACUCUGAAGCCGACCUUGUGAUUUUUUUUCUGUAACUCUGCCAUCACUCUGUGCUCACUGAGAAUCUGGCUGCAGUGCAGCUGCUUCACUACUGAAAGACCUAUUUUUCUCUUUUUUAAAACAAAGACUUUUUUCCAUCUCCCAGUGUUUGAAGAGAAGGACUUCUUUUAUACUCUCCAAUGAAAGUGUGUACACUUUUCACGAUCUUCAUUGCAUUGUGUGUGAGGCAGCAAAAUGCUGCUGCAUUUGCUGUGAAAGACCAGCAUUAAUUCCUGUCAGCAUUGUGGUAUUUCUGUUUUGGGAUUGUCCAAAGGUGAGAGAGGGUGACAUAAUUUGUGUUUUCUUUUCUGAUGCUGUUCUGAGGACACAGACACUUCAUUGAUGCCUCAUAUUGCUGGAAUAAUGGCACGCACAGCUGUGCUCUCUUGGUCAUCUCUUUAAUUUUGCCCCCUUUUAAAUUGGUGGUGUCAAUGAGCCUUUUAUUUGGAGUUUAAAGGUACUCUGAGCAGCCUGGUUGUAAAGUACUGCAGGAAUAAUUUGGGCUGUUAGACAGGCUGUCAAGACACAACUAUCUCCAUUAAAAAUUGCCUGAGAAUAAAAAUAGGUGAAAAUGAAAAGCUGAUGGGCUUUCACUCGGUAGGGGAAGGAGAUGGAUUAUGGCAAAUAAUUAGCUCUGGUAUCAGUCCAUAUUGUGAGGGUCCUUUCAAUUGAUUUUAAUAUGGGCUGCCUCAGUCUGCCUCCCACUGGGCCUGGGCUGAUAGCACAGAGCUCAUCCUCCCCAGUUCAAGGAAAUUGGUUUUGUAAGGAGUGGUCCAUCAGACAUAACUGUGACCCCCAGGGAGAGAGCUUUUCUCUGAAGCCAGCCUAGGAAGUACUGGGCCCUGCUGUGCAUGGCUACAUUGGAGCACUAUCACUCACCCUUCAGUGACAAAUGCACCAUUUCUUUUUCAUGUUAUUCUGAGCAAGUUCUGCUGACUCAAAUAUGUUUUGUAUUGUUUUGAUUGUGAUCCAAGAUCUUAAUCAGUUGCUGUAAGUUAGAGCUUUGUAUGUAUUUUAACUUUAUUUUAAUACGCCAAGCUAUUGACAACUAGGACAGUUUUGAGAGUCAGUUAAGGGGUACAUUAAAGCGAGCUGCUCUAUUUAAAUAAAGCAUCUUGUACCCUUCCCUCCUCUCCAUCCUGAGCUCCACUUCCCCAAAUACCAGAAGCCCUCCAGUACCUCACCUCUGACCAUUUCUUCAGGUGUGUAUGUUGGGAUAUUUGACUGCAUGGGGUAGUGCAACAGAGGCCAAACGCAGCCAAUUUUCCAGCAGGACCAACUAAAUGCGGAGCAGGAGAAGGAACUUGUGACCUUGUUGUAGCUCUCCGCUCUGGGGUCCCUCAAUAGCUCAACUUAUUGAAUGACUGAGCUGCACAGACCAGGAAGUUUCUUCCCCCCACACCCUGCCUCCAUUCAGUUCCCCAGACUCUGCUAAUUUUUGCUGGACAGGCAGCAUGUGGUUACGGCCAGGGGUCCCAUUGUGGAGGUGAGUGAGCAUGAACGGUAUUGGGUACUACAGUAACUGCUCAGUCCCAUGGGUGAAUGGCCACUUGAAAAAGGUACUAGAAGGAGACUGAUGUCUGUGGAACUUACAUCAGCAGGAGUUGAUGCUCUCAGGCAUAUUGAAUGGCAUUUGAUAAUCUCAUUCGGAGAGGCUGUGGAAUGGGCCAUUGUGGAAUAUGGAAAAAGAUCUCUAGUGUGAAAGGGGGCACACUUUUGAGAUUGGGGCUGAGGAAUGUGGUAGACAGGUGUAAAACUCUUAUCGAUGCAGUUCCCAAGGGGGCCCUAUACACAACUUUUCUGUGCAUCUAACUAUGAAGUAACUCAGCCUGGGGCCAUGAAAAUGUUUUAUUUGAUACUGAUACGCAUUUGUCUUGAAGAGACCUCUGCUAUUUUUAUAAAGUGAGAUGCCGGUGGUUACAGUUUACUGAGGUGUGGGAUCUAUUUUGAUUUGUGGAGCACUGCAGAUUCAGUUUGAAAUUCUGCAGUCUGAUUGGGAACUAUCAUGACCUCUCCUGUAACUAUCCAACAGAUUUGUAAUAAUUUAUAGAUAUUUACACCCUUGGUUUCCUUGUCCAUUUUUGUGCUCAGCAGUUUCCUUUCAUCCAGCAUUUGAUUCAAGCCAGCCCUAAACAGCGCACAGCAAAGGGAUAUGUCUACAUAUGGCAGGGAAUAGCACUAGACAGAAGAGUAAAAACAUAAGGCAAAGUAACAUUGGCUAACAACUGCUUGCUGGCAAUCAAUAAUACAUCAUUAAAUGGACAUGGGAGAAACUAUUGGAGGGCUGCUGGGGAGGAAGAAUGGAUAUUUCUCGCCCAGUUUGGUAUGCAGUGCUGGAUUUAGAACAUCAACAUUCCAGAAACAGAAUACUCAUUGAAAUGGAGUCUGACCAAGGAUUCUGGCCAAUUAUUGACAAAUGCAGUGUGGGAAGUCCAGCUCUCGAACUAAAAAUGUAAUAAUAGAUCUUGGAACAAUUCCUGUCAUUGCAGUUUCAUCCCUGGCUCACUCCCAAUCAAGAUAUUCUGACCUCGCUCUUUAGCUAUAUUGGGCACAAGAGAAAGGUUCAAUUAACUGGACACAAGUGCACAGCUUCUUACACAGUAAUUCUCUACUUAAUGUUUUGACACCAUUGAGAUGCCAUUCUAUACUGUUUAGCCUUUGAUAGGUCCAAUAUUUGAGAGCGAAACAUUUCUAUGUCUAACCCCCGAAACCAAUUCUACAGUGGUGUGAAAAAUCAACACUUGCUACAUUCAGUCGCUGCUGAGCAUCACUAUAGAUUGCAAUGAUCAAAUAUUCCCCAGGGUGAUGUUACCCAUUGAUAGCAGCAAGCUAAUGGUUUUCUUCCUCUUCUGUUUUCCAUUCUUCUCUCGAAAGUGUUGACUCUGUGCUGGAGUACAGUUCUUGGGAAGUGAAACACCUAUACUGUAACUAGCCAAUGUGGCUGCUGUUAAUUUGUGAACUUGAGUUUGAAUAUCAACAGACUUGGACACAGAUCCCGAUCCCAUCCUCUUGUGAAAGUGCUGGGAAAUGAUUGCGAACAGGAGAUUUGGACGAUUUUCCCUUUCGGCUAGUUGUAGUAGUGCCUUUGAGGCUAGUAAACUCUCACCUACUGGAGUUCAAUAGUAGGGAUAGAAUCACAGAAUAGUUACAGUGCAGAGGCUUGGCCUGUCAAGCCUGUGCCAGUUCUCUGCAAGAGCAACUUAGCUAGUUUGACUGCUAAUUAUUUUCUGUAAGCCUGCAAAUUUUUGUUCCUUCAGCUGCUUAUUCAAUUCCCUUUUGAAAGCCACAAUUGAAUCUACUUCCGCCACCCUCGAGCAGCGCAUUCCUGAUUAAAACAACUCACUGAAUAAAAAUGUUUUAUCCUCA